Eruca vesicaria subsp. sativa (arugula) is the source of this 2957-nucleotide messenger RNA. The record is from the annotation of a GenBank genome assembly. Lineage: Eukaryota; Viridiplantae; Streptophyta; Magnoliopsida; Brassicales; Brassicaceae.
GGAAAAGUAAAGAGAGAGAGAGAGAGAAGACAAGAAAAUGAGGAAGAGAGUACAGAGUAGCAUUUUCUUUUCUUCCUCGCUUCUUCUUCUCUCCAUCUCUCUCUCUUCAUAUGUUUUGUCUGUACUUGAGAUUCCGUAAAGAAACUCUUUUUUAUUAAACUCUCCCCUUCUCUCUUUCCCACUCGGUGAGCGCGUGUUGAAGGAAGAGAGAUACUCAGAGAAAGAGAGAUAAGCAGAUUUGGCUUACAUCUAUCUUCAUCUCCGGCUAAGUUUCUGACGUAUCCCAGCUAACAGGGACUAAAAUGAAUGAGCUCCGAGGCAGAAAGGUUCAGAAGAUUGAAAGUCCAGUUCCAGGAUGCUUAGGGAGGAUGGUAAACCUAUUUGAUCUCGGAACAGCUGUUAAUGGGAACAAGAUGCUUACUGAUAAACCUCAUCGUGAUGGAUCCUCUCUGUCAAGGAGCCGAUCUGAUGUAUCUCGAAUGCCAAGCCCCUCCUAUAAAGGCCAUUCAGAAGCUGAAAUGAUUAUGUCUGAUUUAAGGAGAAAUGCUUCUAGCAAAGCAAGUGGUACACCAAUGAAAAAGCUCAUUGCUCGAGAAAUGUCAAAAGAGGUCGAACCUAAACAGAGCCCUACUAAUGUGGUUGCGAAGUUGAUGGGUUUGGAGACACUUCCCCAGACUGUUACACAGCGAAGCAAAUCCAGAAGCUAUUCACACUCUUCUCCGAAUCAUCCAGUGACUUCUAUGGAUGUUGAGGUCCAAAUGUAUCAGGACCUCAGCAGAGAAUAUAAAGAUGUGUAUGAAACGUGGCAGUCGCCUCAGAAGAUGAGUCGUUCAAGGGAUAGCUCGCCUAGAAAAGGAAGAUAUGAUGAAAAUGCAACUGAGAAACUUGUUCGUCAAAAGUUUGCAGAAGCAAAACGCCUUGUUACUGAUGACAGUCUUCACCAAUCCAAAGAGUUCCAAGAAGCACUUGAAGUUUUAAGCUCCCACAAGGAUUUGUUUGUUAAGUUGCUCCAGGAAUCAAAUUCUUUCUCUCAGCAACUUUCAGACUCUCAGACUGGUGUUCCUUCUCAGUCAGAGGCGAAACGCAUCACAGUGUUGAGACCUUCAAAGGCUAUUGAAACUGAGAGAUUUGUGGUUCAAGGGAGGAAGAACAAGCAGGUUAAGAAAAUGGCUUCAUCAUCAAGUCAAGAAAGACCUGUACAACCAACACGUAUUGUCGUCUUGAAGCCUAGUCUAGGGAAGCCUAAAGCUGUUUCAUCAUCUCCAUCCACUCCUAGGGGUGUACACAGUGAAGGCUAUUUUGAUGAGUCUGGAGAUGUUGAUCAGUCUAAAGAAGUGGCAAAGGAAAUAAUGUUACAAGUGCGGGAAAAUCUGAUGUGUCACCGCAGGAAUGAGACACAAUGUUCUUCCGUCUUGUCCAAUGGUUAUAAUGGUGAUGACAGUUCGUUUAACAAAUCUGAUAACGAAGAUCUAGUAGGAAACCUUAGUGAUUCUGAGAUAAUGUCACCAGCUACUAGACAUUCAUGGGACUGUCCAAAUAGGUUUGAAAGUCCUUUCUCUCCUUCCUCUUUCAGCCGAGCUUCAUUUUCUCCGGAGUCAUCUGUCUGCAGAGAGGCAAAGAAGCGACUCUCUGAAAGAUGGGCGUUGAUGUCAGUAACCAGAAGCACUCAGCCGUAUAAACACUUGCCAAGAAACUCAAGCACCUUAGGUGAAAUGCUUUCACUCUCAGAGACCAAAGUGAUAACUGGAUCCUACGAGGAUAGUGAUGAAAUAGUACCAGAGACAAGGGUAUCAACGUCAUGCAUAAACACUCAUCUGAAUCAAGUGGAAAUGGCUGGUGACUCUCUGAAUAUCCUUGCAAGGUCAAAAUCAGUCUCUGACGUUAGGCUUAAUGGAGAAACAUCUGUUUUAAGGACUUCUAAAGCACAGUACCCACAAGAGCUCACUGAGACGGGAAGCUUAAAAUCAUCAUGGAAAGUUUCUAACUUGUUCUCAUUCAAGAACAAGAAAGCAAGCAAGGAGAAGAGAGAUGUAUCUCAGCACAGUGGUAUGUCUCAGUUAGCAACGCCUUCUUCUGUGACUCUUCCUAGCGAACAUUGUCUCCCACCUGAUGCAUCACAACAGCAAAGUGUAAUCUCAGGCGAGGAGGAACUGACUACACCGAGGCCUCUAGAGGCUGGGAAUACAAGUGAGAAACAGGACGAGCUCAGUCCAAUUUCUGUUUUGUUUCCUCCUUUUGAAGAGGAAGGUGUAAGCACUCCAGAAUGUUCCACUUCAAGCAAGCUAUGGACAACUCAAGGAGAGGAAGUGUCUCUUAAAUCUAAUCUAAUUGACAAAUCACCACCAAUCGGGUCAAUUGCUCGGAUCCUCUCAUGGGAUGAUGACUCUUGCACAGACAACAUAUCUAAACCUGCAAUAGGAGUCCAUGAGGAUGAAGACUGGUUCUUAUUCAUAGAAACGAUACUGACAGCUGCUGGUUUCAGCAACACCGUCUAUUAUGACAAUCUCAUGUCGCGGUGGCACGUGCCAAACAGUCCCUUAGACCCUUCACUCAGAGAGAAAUACACCAACCUAGAUAACAACAACAUCAGGGAGUUUGUUAACGAAGGGAAACGCAGACAACACAGGUCAACUCGUAAGCUCAUUUUUGACAGCAUUAACUCCAUCGUUUCAGAAACAACGACCACACCCAUGGGCAAUUAUUCUCCGCCUUUGGACUUGGUGGAGCAUGUCUGGUCCCAGGUAAAGGACUGGCUUUCAGAUGAGCCUAGCAAGCGUGACUAUGUAGAGGACAUGGACGCAAACAGUGCGGCUGCAGAGAGUCUAGUUAAAGAGGAGAUUGUUGGGAGGAAAUGGAUUCAUAGCUUUCAAGUUGAAAUAGACGAACUUGGGAUUGGUAUCGAAAAGGCAUUGUUGCAAGAGCUAAUAGAGGAAGCCGUUCUCGAUCUUACACGAUGA